Messenger RNA from Diutina rugosa, 2040 nucleotides. RefSeq lists its product as uncharacterized. Gene Ontology annotation, molecular function: protein heterodimerization activity. The transcript has a single exon. Lineage: Eukaryota; Fungi; Ascomycota; Pichiomycetes; Serinales; Debaryomycetaceae. The record is from RefSeq and is a predicted model, not a curated record. Bases 1 to 2040 code for a protein of 679 amino acids.
AUGGACCUAUCUCCCCAUGAUGUCCUCGGCGAGGGGAUCAUGUGGGCGGAGAGAGAAAUCCUGGACAGCUCUUCAGUGGGGAAACGGCUAUCGCUCGAAGGAUUCGAGCUGCCCAACAAGCGACACCUGCGAGGGGUGCCGAUGCAGUUUUACCGCCGACUUUGGCACACGCUUGAAGGCAGACAUGAAUUCACUGACCAGACUCAAACCUACAAGGCUUCUGGGAGUACUGAGCUUACAAAGCGGUCACAUCUUGGCUCUACCAAUCAUCCACGUUCGACCACACACGUGGUGCUUGGCGAUAUCACCGGAUACCUGAAGCUAGACUUCUCCGUCAAUAUAAAGCGGUCAACCACGAGUGCUUCCCACCCUCUUUUGGACCGGUUUCUGCUCCAAUCGGCUCCCAUCCAUCUGACGUACCAACAACCUGAACAAGAACCAGAACUGGAACCAGAACCAGAACCAGAACAUCAACCGCAACCACAAUCCAGAACGCCUCCUCAACUCCGAGCACCUCAGCCAACAACAAAACCGCUCAUAUCCACAGAACAAUUACUAUCCAAUCGCCAACGUACAUCGCAUCGAGCCCUCACCAAAUUCGAUGAGUUGUCAAAGCAUUACUCAACAUCUAUUUCCACAGGCACGUCGCCGUUGUCCCUCGGGCUGGUCUCCAAACGCCGCCACCUGUUAACAUUAUACUCUGAGUCCGAUGGUGAUGAUACUUCGUUUCGAUCCCGAGAUACACCCAACUAUACACAGAAGCAUCGACCUCGGGACUACGCCAUUGACUUAGUCGACUCAUCCGCACGGUUGUCCCUGGAGGAUAGCUUGAAGGAUUAUAAGAUCAAGGAAGAAUCGGUUGAAUAUGAUCCACAGUUCAAGCGUGAAUCGGUACUCCAAACGCAGUCCUUUUUUGACCAACCGGCCGACAUUAACCGUAAGAUUCUGGUAAAACUCGAGCCUGAUGCCAGGAUCAAGUCAGAAGACGCUCGUCAGGAUGUAGAUGAUGACAUUGAACUUACCGCAAAGGGUUUGCAUGCCCCUCUUGAGCUUCUCAGACUGGACGAUCAAAUAACCUCGAAACAAACUAUCUCCAUCAAUACGGCUGGACCUAAUGACCGGAGCCCAAUCGUUUCCCGCGAAAUAUCGAAACAACUAACAUUCCCAGACAUUUUCGAGCCGUCAACUCCUGAUGAUAACGACCCAUUAUUGAGACCACCGCCCUUCCAACCCUCAAAAAUUCCCGAUCUUGAACUGACGAGCUCAUCCAACAGAAGUGACCAGAACAUUUCAUUUCAGAGCAAUCUUGAUCCGAUUGUUGAGAAUACGACUCCCCCAGACCUGGAUGAUUCUUCCGAACAUGACGACGAAAGUAUUCAAAUUGAUAUGCCUGAAAUCGAUCAACAAAUAUCUGAUGAUCAACAACCCGAUGAUGGCAUCCACAUCGAUAUACCUGCCAUUGAACCUCAUGACGAACUACCUGGAGAGGUCUCCCCAACCACCUUCGAGAAAGAGUUGUCGAAACAACAAAGCAUCGAACAAGGUGAUUUAUCAACUGCGAAGCCUGUAUCGUCAAUGCCAAUCCUGAAGCUGACACUGGAAGAAUCUGUACUGGAUGACGAUUUCGAGGAGGGUCCAAAUGGUCUCACACUGCUAUUCUCCGAAUUGACACUUGGGAGAAUCGAGAAACGUCGGGUUCAACCAGAUGCUCAAGUCGCUAUCGCUACAGCUAUAAAUAAGCGCUUGGUGCGCUAUUCGCUUGGCAAUAAACGGGCCAAUACAGCAUUCUAUGAGGCGGUAUCUCAAAAAGCUGACGAAAUGUUGACACAAAUGAUGAAGGAUCUUGAGGCGAUUGUUAUCCAUCGUGGUGGUCGAGAGAUUAAUGUCUCGGAUGCGAAGGUAUUGUGUCUGCGAUACAAAACUCAUAGACCUUACGAUCCCCCAAGGACGCAGAUAAACGAGAUUACUAAUUACACUCGUGCUAAGCUUCCCUUAGAAACGGUGCAUAAGUUCGAAGAUGCGAUGAGAGAAAAUAACUGA